Messenger RNA from Megachile rotundata (alfalfa leafcutting bee), 4935 nucleotides. RefSeq names its product scoloptoxin SSD14. Gene Ontology annotation, cellular component: plasma membrane. Gene Ontology annotation, molecular function: glutathione gamma-glutamate hydrolase. NCBI's taxonomy places the organism in Eukaryota, Metazoa, Arthropoda, Insecta, Hymenoptera, Megachilidae. Gene Ontology annotation, biological process: glutathione catabolic process. The record is from RefSeq and is a predicted model, not a curated record.
ACCAUUGAGAUUUAUUGUAACAGCUUUCACUGUGGAACACUUUUUAUUCACAGCUAGUUGACGUAAACGAUUUUCGGUGUAGCAAAUGAAGCUUGUCGUUUCGUUGUUGGGCAUGUUCAUAAUUUUCCGAAUCAGAUUGCGCGAUGCUUGGCGGGUUCCGAUAAUUGUCGAAUAUCCGCUACAAAUUGUCACAAUUGCAUGCCACUUCCCGAUAUACAUAUGCAUACUAGAACCCCGCGCGGUUCUAUGACCCAGAUGUGUAACUCCACUUAAUUGUGUAUUUCAUUGUUUCGUCAUAAUACCGGUGUGUCAUGAAAGGUCGGAUAAAUUUAUCAAUGAAUAUCUACUAGUUCCGCGUUUAUUUAUUUUUACUCUCCUGCUUUAAUUUUGACGAAAAUCGGUACUAACUUUAUUUCUGAUUGAUAUCUGCGAAAAUCGUUGCUCACAUGUGGGUGGCAAAUGGAUUUUUAAUUUUUAGAAAUCCUGGAUUUUUAGGUUUUUAGAUCUUUAGAUUUCUGGAUUUCUAGGGCCAUGGAUACCUAGAUUCCUAGAUAUCUACAUGUCUGGAUUCUUAAACAUUUAGAUCUCUAGGUACCUAGAUGCUUAGACUAAUUUCCUAGGCACCUGGAUCCUUAGACACAUAGGUCACUAAACACCUGGAUAUCUAAAUAUCUAGAUCCGUUACACCUAAAUACCUAGACACUUUAAUUUCUAGACACGUAGAUCUCAAGAUACCUGCAUUCAGAUUUUUCCUAAAUUCUAACAAAUAAAUACUUAAACAAUUGGAUCACUAGAUACACUUGAUCACCACAUCCACGUACACCUACAUUCUUACAACUCUACAUCAGUACAUUUAAAAAUUCCUAAAUAAUCUGUAUUUCUGAAUAACGCCGAUACAAAGUAUAUAGUACGCUUCGAUUCACUAUUUUUGAAAAGUGAAAGUCAUAUUCAGUGUAAUAAGUACAACAUAUAUUUAUUGCCAAGUCAUUAGCCGUAAUCAGUAACUAGAUACUGUCGAUUAAUCGCUACACAAGUUUUUGCUCAUACAUUCAAAUAUUUGGAAUGCACGGAAUAUCCGGUCCAGUUCAACUAAUAUUCGAAUACCUAGAAUCAUUUUGUAAUGAUAGACUAUUUUUCUGAUCAAGCAGAACGACGUUUAUCAAGCGUUCUCGUUAUCAGUUCACACACAUUUCUCUCACAGGCUGUUACGAAACGACACUGACCUACGAUCAUCAAGUCGAUUCAAUGUUUUAUUCUGUACGCAAUGUUACGAGUGCAAACGUUCUUAGAAAAUUGCAGCUAUAUUCUCAUCAAAAUAGAACUUUCAUUUUCAAAGUUCUCCAAUUGUAUGAAUUACAAAAGUUUUAGUACUUUCCAUUAGUGUUAUACAUACACGCAAAGUGAUACAUCGGAUCAAUAAUGAAAAAUAUAUUCAAAACCUCGAUACUAUUAAAAGUACUCCAGCGCUACCUGUGUCAGUCUACAAGAUGACAAGCCUACUAAUUGUCUCGUUAAAAAGACUAGAGUAACAUUGAUCGUUUACUAUGUCGUUAUUUAAAUUGUGGCGAGUACACGUGACUGUGACAUCGAGAAAAAUGUUGCGCGAACAUGAAACGAACGCGCAAGCCCGAAGUCAGCUGGUUGUUCAAUGUCGGGACGAUGCGGUUAACGUUUCGCACGGUUCUCGACGACCGAUUAUCAUCGUCAAUACGAACGAAAUGGUUCGUAAGUCAUUAAAACGGGAUCGGCAUAGGUGCAAGAAAAAUCGUCGACCAGUUACAGUGAGUGUUUUCAGUGAUCCACCAUACGAGAAAAACGACAACUAAUUCGUACGAUAUACCUGUACCUAUGCGUUUGGUCGGCUCGUCAAAAGGUGGCGAUAGCCGUUCGUUCGACGACUGCAAUUUGAUAACGGUUAUCGUUGAAGUUACAUCGUUUGAAUACGAAAUUCGUUAAUGUUUCUUCUUUUCCGUGGCUCGUUUUUGUAGCAGAGAAAAAACAUGACGUCGUCGCCAUCGUCUAGCACCAGUUCCGCCUAUGCCAUUGCCGACGAUGUUAGUCAAUAUUAUAGCAACGAUAAACAAAAUUUCCUCGAAUCGGACGAGGUCGGAACCGUUCGGCUUUUGCGCUCCUAUUCGCCCCAUCGAAAAACGAGAGGAUUCUUUGCAAGGCUUAUAGUCGACAAGUCAUACAUAAACACGAAAACAAUAAUAAUAGGCAGCAUAGUAUUAGCAACAGUGAUCCUAGCGAUAAUAGCGAUAUGCACCGUUUAUGGAUCGAACAAAGACGUAGAAAUUCAAGAAACCGAAGAAGUCCCGCCAGACCCAGAAACAGCGUUGCCUCCUUCGGCGAGUAAACUAAGAGUUUUUAAACGUGGGGCAGUUUGUGCGGACGGUGCUCCAUGUGCCGUUGUCGGCAAGUCGAUUUUAGAGAAGAAUGGCUCGGCCGUGGACGCCGCAAUAGCCGCAAUGAUCUGCAACGGGCUGGUGAAUAUGCAGAGCAUGGGCAUUGGAGGCGGAUUUUUUAUGACGAUUUACGAUAGGGCUAGUAAGCGUGCUUACACUUUGACCGCGAGAGAUCGUGCACCUCUAGCUGCCAAUGCCACGAUGUACGAAGGAAAACCGCAGAAGGCCUCCUUCAUUGGUCCCUUGGCUAUCGCCGUUCCUGGAGAAGUGGCAGGAUACUGGGAGGCUCACCAACGUUUCGGUAAAUUACCAUGGGCCGACUUAUUCAGACCCACGAUCGAAUUAUGCGAGGAGGGAUACAACCUGACGAAAGUACAACACGACGGUUUUAGAUUUAAUGAAAUGAGUAUCCACGGUGAUCGCGUAUUGAAGGAGCUGUUUGUCGAUCCGAAAACGAACGACUUCUAUAAACCAGGCACGAUCAUUAAACCGAAAGUACUUUGUAAAACUUUACGAGUGAUCGCGGAGAAAGGCGCUUCGGAGCUGUAUAAUGGCACCUUGGGCAAGCUGCUCGUGCAAGAUUUGCAAGAACAAGGAGCAAUUAUAACGAUGAAGGACUUGAACAGUUACAGGUAUACGGUAACAUUUGUUAAAAAUGACUCGUUGCAUAUUUUAUUUUAUUUCAGGACUACCUGGAACGAGCCCCUUCAAACUAAUCUCUCUAACGGAAUGAAGGUCUUCACCGUUGGCAUGCCUGCUAGCGGAGCUCUCUUUUCGUACAUUUUAAAUAUCUUCGACGAAUUAAAUUUUAAACCCGACGAUAUAGCCAACUACAACCAAACCACUCUCACGUACCAUCGAAUGAUAGAAACCUUCAAGUACGCUUACGCGCUGAGGAACGAUAUGGCCGAUAAAGAUUUUGUGGACAUGGAAGGACUGACGAAGAACUUAACGUCGAGGAGCUACGCUCGCGAAACAAGAAUGAAGAUUGACGAUCAUAAAACGUGGAACGAUCCAGCUCAUUAUGGGUCUGUUACGUUAAGUAGCGCGAAAGAUCAGGGAACUGCGCAUGUUUCGGUAUUGGCACCGAACGGAGACGCAGUAUCUGCUACCAGCACGAUUAAUUUCUAUUUCGGAAGCGGUGUAGUCAGCGAGAGCACCGGUAUAUUAUUAAACAACGCGAUGAACGAUUUCGGUAUACCGUCAACAGUGAGUUAUUUCGGUAUUCCUCCAAGUCCGAACAAUUACAUAGCCCCUGGAAAACGACCUUUGUCGUCGAUGGUGCCGUCCAUCUUCGUCGACUCGAACGACAACGUGAAAAUGGUUAUCGGUGCCUCGGGUGGCACCAAGAUUACCACGACGGUUUCUCAAAUAGCGGCCAAGAUAAUAUGGAUGGGACAAACGGUGAAGGAAGCGGUGGACGCUCCAAGAAUACAUCAUCAGCUGUACCCCGCCGAGGUGGCGUACGAAUAUGGCGUGCUGAAACAGGUGAUCGAUGGUUUGAAGAGGAUCGGUCAUAAAACUUCGCGGUACAGAGUUCGCGGUAGUACAGCGUGCGUGAUUUUCGUCGGCAAUGACACGACGGUGUACGCGAACGCGGACUUUCGCAAGGGCGGAGACGUUUAUGGACUCGAUUGAAUGUUUAUCUCGUGAAUUAUCGAUUUUAGCUACUCAUCUUCCAUUAUAUCUAGUUGUUACGAUAACAGCGGAUGUCACAUCGCUCUUCGAUCAAUUUUUAAUAUUUGACGUUCGUGUGUUUUAAACGUUCGUUCUGCAUUAAAUUAUUGUGCGAAUAUGGAGAUCAAUAAAAACUUUGCACGUAUUAUCUCAUUAUAUUGGUAGUUUCUUUCGUGUUCUAACUGGAUUUUCAUCUACUUCGUUACGCAGAUUACGUUUUAUGAACGUAAUGUGUUAUCGAUCGAACGAACACACUUGACCGUUAUCGAUUAGAAAUACUUUUGUGAACAUUCUGGAUGCAGGAAAUUCAUGUUGUCGCAGAUAACGGUGAAAGAAAUGAUUCCAGUUUGAAAACCUCUUCCUAUCGUCAUGAUCGUUCCUUUUUUAUUUCAUGGUGUUUAAAAUCGAUUAUAGCUUAUUUUGAUUUUAAAUUACGUAGCUUUCUUGUUUAAAAUAAUCCAGAACCACUACAUUUACCAUCCAGCCAUCUAGCUACAUUUGUCAGUGCCAUCUAGUAAAGAAUGAUGAAAGUAUUAUUAGAAAGACUGUUACUAUCCUUGAUUUUAAUUAGUAUAAACCAAUCCAGUACCUUAAAAAAACACUUUAAUGCCAUCAUAAAAUUGUUGUAUGAACGAAGCAAUUAUGUUGUACAAAUGCAAUAAAGAAACACUUACAAAAUUAAUCUGAACAGUUUAAAAUUACAAACUUCGAGCACAAGGAAUAUUCCACCUAGCGCCAGAAGAUGUGACGUCGCCUCUCGGUAUAUGAAUUGUUCUAAACACAUAAUCUACAUUUUCGGACCCAUGGAAUACAUUACAAAACAGCGUAAAAUCAAUAUUAAUGAAUAUAUAUU